Molecule: messenger RNA, 1506 nt
Organism: Amphimedon queenslandica
Lineage: Eukaryota; Metazoa; Porifera; Demospongiae; Haplosclerida; Niphatidae
Product: E3 ubiquitin-protein ligase TRIM71-like
Exons: 1
Molecular function (GO): zinc ion binding; protein binding
Source: RefSeq, a predicted model, not a curated record
AUGGCAGAAAACACAAGUCCAGCUAUCACUAUGACUUGUGAGGUUUGUUCAGAGUAUUACACUGACCCCCUCAUGCUUCCCUGUCUUCACUCAUUCUGUAAGAAGUGUCUAAUAAAAGCUAAAGAGAAGCAAGGUAGUGCUGAUACCUCAUUAAAGUGUCCAACGUGUGACACUAGCGUUAAUUUACCUGAUGGUAAAAUUAAAGGCCUCACUCAAAACCUUUGGUUUGCACAUAAAUCAAAAGAGGCUUCGAUCAAAAAGAAAAUUCUCAGCAAGGAAGCAAUAUCGUGUGAUGAAUGUGAUGAUUCCAGUGAUGCAGCUGUUGUGUAUUGCUGUGAUUGUGGGCAGUUUCUGUGUGAUCUUUGCAAGAAAGUUCAUAAGCGAAACAAGAAAAAAGCCAAUCACAAGUUGAUUGGUCUAGAAACAAAGGAAUCCGUCAAACUGCCUACUAUUAAGCAUGAAGAGGGGUAUUGUGAUCGGCAUACAGAUCAAAAGCUGAUAUACUAUUGUCAUGAUUGCGAGAAAUUAGUCUGUCCUAACUGCCUACCUAUCAAACACAAGGAUCACAAUAUAGAAGAUUACAUUGACGUAGGAGAAACAGCACGUAAAGCAUUAAAGGAAAGUGUUGCUAGUUGUGAUGGAGUCAUUCCUCCAGUCACUGAAGCUAUUGCUAAUGGAGAGAAGAUGCUAGAGCAGAUAGCAACACGUAAAGAAGAAGUAAGGCAGGAAAUCAAGGAAACGUUUGAAAAGCUUAAAGCUGCUUUAGAUAAGAGAUGCAAUGAUCUACUAAUGGAGACAGAAGAGAUUGCUAGGGCUAAGAGGAAUUCUGUCGAGAAGCAGUUGGACGGGUUUUGUAAACUGGUAAAACAGGUUUCUCAUGGUCGUUAUCUUGCAUCAUCAGUGAGUGAGCGUACUGAUCCAGGUGAAGUUCUCAGUGUUAAGAAGCUAAUCACCAAUCAACUAGAGGAAUGCAUUGAAGAGUAUAAGAAGCUACCUCUAGAAAUAGAAGACAAAAAAGUAGUCUUAGCAUGUCUUAAUACUGCAGCUAUUAGUGAUGAAAUUCGUAAAUUUGGCAGUAUUUUUGAAGCUGAUCCAGCUUCAUACUCCAUUGAUAGUGGGUUAGCUAUUCCAUUGGCAACAGUAAAGAAAGAAAGGAAAUUCAAAGUGUCUCUACCAGCAGGCAUUGAUAAAGCAGCGAGCUAUUUGAAGGGUUCCUUUAUCAAAAGUGAUGGUAGUAAAGAGGAGGGUAGAGUUGUUAUAGUUAAUGAUAAGAACACAGCCAUUGUAUCAUGCACACCUCAAAGUAUUGGUGGAUAUGAACUAUCAGUGACUAUAAGAGGUCACCAUAUUAAAGGUAGUCCUUAUCAACUGUCAGUAAAAGCAUCAAGAGACUAUACCACACUAACUAACCAGAGAUCCUUUUAUGUGGGGAGCGGUACUGCUUGUGUUGCUGUUCAUACUAAUGGUGAAGUAUAUGCUAGUAGUUAUGAUGAUGGGUUUGUUCAG